AUGGUGGAAGGAAGCAUAUUGGGCUCGAUAUCCGAUCUGGAUACCGUGUCUUUCAAUACAGCUGACGAGGUGAGGCCCAUGGUGCAGUUUGCAAAAGCUUUGCAAAGCUUCAAGAACGAGCCAUCUUCCGUUGAUUUGUUUGGGAUAGUCCACGAUUUCGGUAACAUUGCCGCCUCAGAAAUCCUUGCUGGUGAAGAUGAAGGAUUGGCAAACGAUGCCAUAUCUAACUGGGUAUUGGAAAGUCGGUUUUGGGCCCUCGUUGAGAUCAUCAUAAAAUACAGGUUUUCUGAACGCGAUUCACCGGUGGAAAGCUCUAAAAACUUCAACGAGUUUACCUCUCGAUCGAUUUUACAGGACUGGAUUUUACAGAGGAAUCCGAAUCUGCGAGAACUGUGGUUUGUGAUGACGUGGCUAGCGGAUGCCCUCAAGCUAGACCCAAUAGACGAGGAAGAUGACGUGGAUGUUGAACAACUGCAGCCUUCCAAAUGGAUAUCUACCAAGGCAGAGCUUCAGUCUAACAAACCCCGGUUUGUGAAGAAUCUGGAUGCAGAUGCCCCGGUUCGAACAAACUCCCGUAUAAGUGAUUCGGAUGCCAACUCGGAUAGACUGUUCUUCAAGAAGGCUUUCCAUCUUUUGCUUGAACGCGACGAGGAGGAAUUGGCCAAGGUUUCCGAAUUGACGAACAACUGGACUUUCUCAAUGAUAAUCGCGGGUACCCAGGAUUAUAUUGACCCUCUGAUUGAUGGUUCUUUCCUUGCAGAGGACGAUUCGAUGGAUCUGGACACCAGACCUAUUGGAAUCAAGAACAGUCUGUUGUGGAGACGUACUGUGUUCAACUUAUCGCAGCAAAAAGGCUUGAACGAUUUUGAAAGAGCCACUUAUGAAUUCUUAUGUGGAGAUGUUGAAGUUUCUGCCAGGGUCACUAAUUCAUGGGAGAGACAGUUAUUGCUUUACCUCAACAACAUUUUCAAAUGCGAGAUGGAAUCCCAGCUCGUUGAACUGCUAAAGGUAAAACAACCCAACAGCGAGGAAUUAGUCGUUGUCAACUCAAUGAGAGUUCCUACCAAAAGUUUUUCAAACUUGACGGAAGUGUUGAGUGCUCUAGCAUCCAGUGGAAACGAGAUUGUUAAGACGCAAAGUGAGCAUCCAAUCAGGGUAUUGGCUGGUUCUAUACUUACAGAUAAUGUGGGGUCAAUUCUCGAAAACUCUCUUGAUCUGAUCAACCAGACUAUAUCCGGUGCUCAGAGCUCGUUGCUGACCAGUAACGGUUAUCUCUUGAGAAUGGUGGUUCAUUUUGCCAUAUUUAUGAGGCUUCUGGACAGCAGUUUGUUGAGCGAUACCGACUUCACCAAGUUUCUGAGAAUCUACAUCACCAGAUUGUCUCUUUACAAGCUAUUCGAUGAGAUCCCAUUGUACGUGUCGUUUAUGCCUGACGAGUCAGACAUGAUAGACAGCUACUCGUUUUUCUUGUCCAAUAUGGUGUUAGAUCCUAAAGACCGUUCCAGGCAACUUCAGUUGAUCCGUGAACUCGGAUUGCCAUUGGAAGAUAUUUUGAAGAGAACUGUUAACAGAGUGUUUGAAGACACUAAUGAUCACUAUUCUCCAUCAGGGGAGAUCGUCCUUCUGAAAGACCCAAACACGACCAGUAAAGUGGACAUCAAAUUGUUCACAUCUGUUCUUUGGUUGGUUGAAGAAAAGAUGUGGACCGAUGCUGUUGAAGCUACAAUUGUGAUCAUGAGACGGUUUUUGUCUAGGGGUAAAGUUGGCUCGCUCAUAAGUUUCUACAAUUCCAUGGAAGACCUCAAUUUGUUGUUAGAUAACUACAAGCUUCACCACUCAGUGAUUUCGGAUCAUUUUGGCUCGGAAGGUACACCCAUAGUAUCCAGGGCCAGACUCUUGAGUUGGUAUCAAGUUGAAGAACUCCAUCAAAACAUCAAAUUUAUUCAGACAUUCAUGAUGCUGAAUAGUCACGAAAAACUUUCUCAACUGGAAGUGAAAACUGCCUUGGAGAAAACCAAUUUGCUUGGCUCGGCACAAGAGCUUGACCUGGAUGUCAGAGAAAGAGCUAUUUCAUGGUACUAUGACUUGCUUCAAGGCUCGUACCAUCCUCCUGAAUACGACCUCCAGGUGUAUCAGGACUUCAGAGUGAUGUAUGUUCCGUUCAUGAUUGAGACGCUGUUUGGUGUGUUGACUUCAUCGAAGAAUGGUAUUCUCAUCAAACAGGGUAUCGAUCUCGUGAACCUGGUGAGCGACGAUGCAUACCAAUUGGACCAAUUAUUUGUGCAAGCUGACAAACUGGAGUCUUUCCUUAACAGUCUGGCCAAUGUCUCGAUAUCUGCAUUUGAAACGUGCGAAAACGGCAUCUACGAAUGA
Kuraishia capsulata CBS 1993 is the source of this 2373-nucleotide messenger RNA. RefSeq lists its product as uncharacterized. The record is from RefSeq and is a predicted model, not a curated record. Bases 1 to 2373 code for a protein of 790 amino acids. Gene Ontology annotation, biological process: protein import into nucleus; mRNA export from nucleus; regulation of DNA-templated transcription. Gene Ontology annotation, molecular function: structural constituent of nuclear pore. Lineage: Eukaryota; Fungi; Ascomycota; Pichiomycetes; Pichiales; Pichiaceae. The transcript has a single exon. Gene Ontology annotation, cellular component: nuclear pore outer ring; nuclear pore.